AUGGUAACCAACACGAUUCGGCAGGAGGACAUCUCCACACCACUCAACUCGGACAAGGUCGACAAUUCUCUGGCAUCCCAACCAACUUUGGUGCGAUGGUACAUUGACACUCGGCGCUGGGACGACAUGGCCCUUAACCUUCCUUUACUCGAGACUCUGACUCAAUCUGACCGAGACGCUGUCCUAAAGUACCACCACUUGUCGGAUAAGCGCAUGUCCCUGGCGUCUCAACUCUUGAAGUACUUCUUUGUCCACCAGGCUACUGGCGCAUCUUGGAAGGAGAUCAUGAUUCGCCGCACUCCCAUGCCCGAGAACCGACCAUACUACGACUCCAGCGUGGAAUUCAAUGUCAGUCAUCAGGCAUCUCUGACUGUCCUUGCAGGGUCGCGUGCACCGGAGAGCAAUACCCUGACUAGCUCCUAUCCACCCCGAGUUGGAAUUGAUAUUGCAUGCGUGGAUGAACCCAAUCGCCGUCGCUCUGAUCGGCCCCCAAAGACCCUUACAGCUCUGGCAUCUUUCGUGGAUAUCUUCACCGAGGUUCUCUCGGCCCGUGAACUGGAGACCAUCAAGAACCCUCGGGCAACUCUCGAACUAGCUCGCAAGCACGGUAUUAAUAAGAGCGAUGCAGGGGGUGACUCGGAAGAAAGCCUGGCUCUCUAUGGUCUGCGCCUUUUCUAUUCGGUCUGGGCUCUGAAAGAGGCAUAUUUGAAAAUGACCGGAGACGGUCUUCUAGCCACUUGGGUGCGUGAUCUACAAUUCUCAAAUGUCAUUCCCCCAGAGCCUGUCUCUAAGCGUGGUGUCACCGAAUACCCUCUAUGCGAACCCAGUCCUGUCGAGCAAACUACUUUCAUUGCUCCAUCGGUUCAGAACUGGGGUGCACCAUACACGGAUAUCCAAAUCAAGCUCAAGGGAAACCCCGUCAAUCAUGUACGCGUCCAACUUUCUGCCUUCGAGUCGGACUUCAUCGUGGCCACUGCCGCGGCCGGGUCUAGCAUUGGUACCGUUUCCAAGCAAGUCCAGAAUGACGGCGAUCACCACUUGCCAGGAUACUUCGAGCUAUCUGAUCAAAAUGGAGCAAAGGAUAUGCGGAUUGCGCCCUCUGCAGUUCGAACAGUCGGCGAGCGGGACCCCUGGCGAGUGCAGUCAGCAAUAAGCGACCCUUGGUUGCCUAUGCAAGAAGUGGACAUUGACCUCGACAUUCGACCCUGUGCUGAGGGCCGCUGUGUUCACUUCCAGAGCCCACAAUCAAUUUUCGCGUAUGCUAAUACACAAACUUUUGAAUCAUCUGGUUAG
Penicillium antarcticum is the source of this 1293-nucleotide messenger RNA. Its product is annotated as 4'-phosphopantetheinyl transferase family protein. The record is from RefSeq and is a predicted model, not a curated record. Bases 1 to 1293 code for a protein of 430 amino acids. Gene Ontology annotation, molecular function: holo-[acyl-carrier-protein] synthase activity; magnesium ion binding. Lineage: Eukaryota; Fungi; Ascomycota; Eurotiomycetes; Eurotiales; Aspergillaceae. The transcript has a single exon. Gene Ontology annotation, cellular component: cytosol.